AUGCAGGGUCUGUACACGUUCUGCGGAGGAGGCGAUGUGGUCUCUCGCACUGGUCUGGCCAUUCAUCAGUACUCGUGCAACGCAUCGAUGACUCAGAAGGCUAUGUAUAAUUCUGAUGGCGAUUUCCUUAUUGUUCCACAACAAGGAGAGCUGAAGAUCACCACGGAGUUUGGUCGAAUUCUCGUAGGAAUCCAGGAAAUCGUCGUCAUACCGCAAGGUCUGUGCCACUUUUGUAGUCAAAGAUCGCUAGGGAAUUUGUGA
Molecule: messenger RNA, 261 nt
Organism: Cooperia oncophora
Lineage: Eukaryota; Metazoa; Nematoda; Chromadorea; Rhabditida; Trichostrongylidae
Source: the annotation of a GenBank genome assembly